Molecule: messenger RNA, 2629 nt
Organism: Sitophilus oryzae (rice weevil)
Lineage: Eukaryota; Metazoa; Arthropoda; Insecta; Coleoptera; Curculionidae
Exons: 3
Coding region: 736-2049 (437 amino acids)
Molecular function (GO): nucleic acid binding
Source: RefSeq, a predicted model, not a curated record
UAUUAAUGCGUAUAGUUGGGUCAACGGAUCUUUGCGUGCACGUCACAAAACUAUGAUUAACAUCAAAUCAAUUCCCUUUUAUACGCUCUCUUUCUAACUUAAGCAAGACAAUUCGAAGAAAUACUGAACGUAUGUCUUCAUAGUUAUCCGACAUACGGUCGGAGCUAAAGUUAUGUGUAAGACAAGGAAAACCCCUAGCCAAGGAUCACUCAAGUUUCUUUUCUAAACAUUUAAAGUCAAUGCCGGCGAACGCAAAAAUAAAUCGAUUAUUUAUUUUCGGGUUCUCGUUUUAAAAGAAAUGUACUAAAUUUAGUAUAUUUUUUUAAUAAAGGUACACUGGUGUUCACUUCAUACUAACUUCAUUUGCAUUAUAAUUUCUUGUUUUUAUUUUAUAAGGGAUCCAAGAACUACAUCCUAUUAAAAAAAAAGACAGCUUUUCCUUUAUAAUUUCCUAAAAAAAGUAACUUGUACUACAAUUUAGUACAUUUUGUGGAGACGUGCGUACAUCUGUAAAACCCUGGCAGCAUCCAUGCAUGACAUUUUUGUCAUUCGGUGUUUAUGUUUAUGAUUUUGUCAUUUUGUCAAAAAGUUAGGGAAAGUUGUUUUGUAUCUUUAUUUUCUUUGGACAUCGUUUAUUGCGACUAGCUUUUGUGAAAACUUUUUGUGAUUUAACAACAGUUCUUUCCAAAAUUUAUUUUUCGUGAUUCGUUAAUAUAAUUUAACAUUAACAUUGAAAUGCCAGGAAAACGUUUAAAUUCUCAAGCACGUAUCCUUGUUGGAAAUCUUAUCUCUUAUUUUACGUCUGAAAAAGAGAAUAAGGGGCCACUAAUUUCCCUGAAUGCUGUUCAAGAGAGAGUUGCUGAUGCCUUGAAGAUCAGUCUAAGAACGGUUUCAAGCAUUAAAAUGUCUAAAGAUCGAAAUGAGCUACCCUCAACACCGGGAAAGAACAGACCUCGAAAAAAAUGUAAAACUCAAGACUUGAAUGAAGGUUUGAAGAUGGAGGUUCGCAAUAUUCUGUAUGACUUGUAUGCACAAAAGAAACAAGUUACAAUUAAUAAACUAAACGAGGAGUUGCGUCGCAGAGAAAUUGUUGACAUAAGUUAUGGAAGUCUUCGAACACUCCUUUUUAGUUUGGGAUUUAAAUACAAAAAGGAUGAUAACAGACGAGCAUUAAUGGAGACAUCCAAUAUAGCUUCUAUGAGAGCAGCCUUUUUCAGAAAAUACAUGGAAAACAAAAAUUCGCAAUUUCCUCGUCAACUCGUAUUUUUAGAUGAAACGUGGAUCUUUUCCAAAGGCAGUAAAAUGAGAUCAUGGCAGGAUGAUAGUGUUAAGAGUGUUCGUAAGCCAGGUGGUUUUGAUGGCAAACGUUUCAUUGUAUUGCAUGCCGGACACUGUGGAGGGUUUGUUAAAAAUGCUGGUUUAAUUUUUGCUUCAAAAUCUAAGAAAAUGGAUUAUCAUGGGGAAAUGAAUGCAGAAAUGUUUACAAAGUGGGUAGAAAACCAGCUCAUCCCAAAUUUAGAAGAACCUUCCCUUAUUGUAAUGGAUAAUGCUCCAUACCAUUCUGUUGAGUUAGAGAGACAGCCAUCAUCCUCAUGGAAGAAAUAUGAAAUUGUUGAGUGGUUGGAGAAAAGUAAUAUACCUUAUGAUAAAAAAAUGUUUAAACCUGAACUAUUAAGCAUAGCAAAAAUUCACAAAAAAACAAAACAAUAUAAAAUAGAUAAAUUAUUACAAGAAAAUGGUCAUGAAGUAUUAAGAUUACCACCUUACCAUUGCCAGUUUAAUGCAAUUGAAAUGAUAUGGGCAGAUUCAAAAUAUUUUUACAAUGCCCACAUUGGUGAAAAUGGACAUAAAGAUGAAAAUGUGCUAGAUAUGUGGAGAAAAGCAUUAGAGAAAUGUACACCAGAAAUAUGGCAUGCUAAGGUGGUUCACACUGAAAAAUUAAUCGAAGACUGGUAUGAUAGGGAAGUCAUUAUUGAAGAAGUACCCCAAAUGUUUAUCAAUGUCAGUGAUGAGGAAAGUUCAGAAGAUAGUGAGAGUGGGGAGAACUAAAGUGGACUACGUACAUUUUUCAAAUUUUUUAAUUUAAAUACUAUCCAUGCUAUUUUUAAACAAAUAAUUGUACUGAUCCAAGUUACUUGUAAAAUUAAUAAAUUAUUUUUCAUUUUCAUUAAAUUUAUUAUCUGUUGGAGGUAUUAUUUAACAAAAUAUUUAGACUUUUUGUUUUAACCUACUUUCUAUAAUAGUAAUUUGGGUAAAAUCUUGUAAAGUUAGAUAUCUAAUACUGUAUAGAACUUGAUUUCAAUAUAUUAGUUAACAACUCAAUAUUUCGAUCACCAAUUAUUGUCCUCUUGUAACAACUAUCCUAUUGAAUUAUACUGUAUAGGCAUACUAUUGUUCUGUAUUUUCCCCUUUUUAUGACCUUUUUCCAUAAACAAUUAUUUAUUCUAAUUUAAAAACGUCCAAAAACUUUACAAAUAUUUUGGAAAAGAAAUUAUAUUAUUUCUUUUAAGUAUGAAAUAAAAUGCCGCUGGCACUGGUGGUAGUUUGACGACUGAUUGAUUCGUAUGACGUUAGGUGACAUCAGAUUAUGACGUGCACGCAAAGAUCCAUUGAUCCAACUUGUAUAGAU